AGAUCAUUUUAUCGACUUCAACCAGGUAUCUGACCCCAUGGCUGCCUUUUGGCCCCUGGGGAUGGCCUUUUGGUGCAAUACAGUAACUCAAGCAGUUGAUGAGACCGUUGCUACAGCCAUCAGCACCAGAAGCCCCACCCACAACUGUAAACAACAACAGGCCUCGUACGCCGGCUCCGACGGGCAGAUUUUG
Xyrichtys novacula (pearly razorfish) is the source of this 193-nucleotide messenger RNA. The record is from the annotation of a GenBank genome assembly. Lineage: Eukaryota; Metazoa; Chordata; Actinopteri; Labriformes; Labridae.